AUGGCGUAUCGCUUGAAGAUGAGGGUUCUAUCUUAUUUGAAGGAGUAUGCAAAAGAAAUCAAGGAGAGAACGAGGGAGAUUCCAAAUGAGUACUUUGUUGUUUUGGUUGGAGAUAUGAUCACAGAAGAAGCCCUUCCAACUUACCAGAUGAUGCUUAAUACCUUAGAUGGUGUUCGGGAUGAAACAGGUGCAAGCCUUACUUCUUGGGCAAUUUGGACCAGGGCGUGGACUGCUGAAGAGAACAUGCAUGGUGACCUUCUCAACAAGUACCUCUACUUGUCUGGGAGAGUAGAUAUGAAGCAAAUUGAGAAGAAAAUUCAGUAUCUGAUUGGAUCAGGAAUGGAUCCCCGUACGGAAAAUAGCCCAUACCUUGGGUUCAUCUACACAUCAUUCCAAGAAAGAGCCACCUUUAUCUCCCAUGGUAACACCGCCAAGCUCGCGAAGGAACAUGGGGACCUGAAAUUGGCUCAGAUAUGUGGAACUAUUGCAUCAAAUGAGAAGCGCCAUGAAACUGUCUACACCAAAAUAGUGGAAAAGCUCUUUAAGAUAGAUCCCGAUGGUACCGUGUUGGAUUUUGAUGACAUGAUGAGAAAGAAAAUCUCUAUGCCAGCCCAUUUGAUGUAUGACGGACAUGACGACAACCUCUUUGAGCACUUUUCAGCUGUUGCUCAGCGGCUUGGGGUCUAUACUGCCACAGAUUAUGCAUAUAUAUUGGAAUUUUUUGUGGGAAGAUGGAAUAUGGAGAAGCUAAUCGGAAUUUUAGGUGAGGGGCAGAAAGCCCAGGAUUUCCUUUGUGGGUUAGCUCCUAGAAUCAGGAGGCUAGAGGAGAGAGCUCAAAGGAGGGCGAAGCAAGUUACUACCGUUCCUUUCAGUUGGAUUUUUGAUAAGGAAGUGAAGCUGUAGGUGCAAGUAUGGAAAAGCAAAGGUCAGCGUCACUCCUAAAAAUCUUUUUCCAAACAGAACUAGAGAGGAGUUUCUCAAGAUGUAA
Malania oleifera is the source of this 988-nucleotide messenger RNA. Its product is annotated as stearoyl-[acyl-carrier-protein] 9-desaturase, chloroplastic-like. Gene Ontology annotation, biological process: fatty acid biosynthetic process. The record is from RefSeq and is a predicted model, not a curated record. Gene Ontology annotation, cellular component: chloroplast stroma. The coding region runs from base 1 to 903 and encodes 300 amino acids. Lineage: Eukaryota; Viridiplantae; Streptophyta; Magnoliopsida; Santalales; Ximeniaceae. Gene Ontology annotation, molecular function: stearoyl-[ACP] desaturase activity. The transcript has 4 exons.